AUGAUUAACAAUUCAUGGGCCGAGUAUGUCUUUAUCCGCAUUUGUAUUUUCGCGCUGCAGAGUAUACCACUUGUUAGUUUAGCAUAUUGUUUCAGUCUCGCAUCUACUACUUUCUUUACGAAUUAUGAAUUUUACAGAGUCUCGCGCGGUUUAGAAUGGGUGUUCCUGGCCGAAUCUUUCUUUUUUCUCUUUUGCUUCCUGCCGUAUCGCAUUUGGCUUCAACAAGAAGCUAUACAUCCGCCGGCACCUUCGCGAGAAGAGAGAGCGAUUUUAUAUCAGAGGUGUUCGGAUAAUAUUACGGAUCCGGAGGCGUAUUUGCAGAAAUGGUUUUUGGGUGCGGAUAUUCGGGAUAUUAGGAAGGAGAAUGUAAAGGAGUUCUUUCUUUGGGCUUUCUUUAAUCGUGGUGGACCGCCUGGGGAUGAUGAUGAGGAGUUGGAGGAAUACAUUGGGAUUUUGGAGAGGCAGCUAGGGAGGGAGAUUCCGGAGGGAAGGGGAAAUGCUAAGUGUUUGAGGUUGACCUUGGAUGAGGUUGUUAUGUCGCAUAGGAGUUUGAUUUGGUAUUGUUGUGUCGGAUUUGUUGACUUCCUAACAUUUUGUUCCCUGCGUUAUCACGGCUUCAACUUUUAUCGCACGAAUCUCAAACAAUCCCUUAGCAUCAUUCCCGUUCGCCCGCACAGUCUAUUCACUACGUAUCAUUCGCCCGCUCAGCAUAUAUCGUAUUGGCACCGACCGCACACUUCGAAAACCAAACUCCCAGUCGUUUUCAUCCAUGGCAUCGGCAUCGGUCUAUAUCCCUAUACCCAAUUCCUCAAUGAACUCAAUGCCUCCACCGGCACACCCGAUGAUCACAUUGGCAUUCUUGCUCUUGAAAUAAUGAACAUUAGUUUCCGUCUCACUCAUUCUGCCCUCUCGCGUGAGGAAACCGCUCUCGAAAUUUCCCAAAUAACCAGUCAGCAUUUUGGGCCAAAUCAGAAAUUCGUCCUGAUUUCUCACUCGUACGGUACGGUGGUGACCACGCACCUUCUGCAAUCUCCAAUUUUAUCCUCGCGCAUCGGCCCAAUUGUUCUCAUCGAUCCUGUCUCUAUCUGCCUACAUUUACCUUCUGUCGCAUUUAAUUUCACUCGUCGAAUCCCGAAAGAUGCGAAUGAAUAUCAAUUGUACUAUUUCGCAAGCAUGGAUCCAGGAGUUAGUCAUACAUUGGGAAGGAAAUUCUUCUGGAAUGAGAAUGUGCUAUGGAAGGAGGAUUUCGAGGGGAGGAAAGUUACGGCAAGUUUGGCGGGAAGAGAUUUGAUUGUGGACACGGAGGCAGUGGGGAGGUACUUGAGUUGUGGAAACUUAUCCGGUCGAUCGACUCCGAGUCUGAAGGCUACGAAUGGAAAUGCUAAUGGGACAGUCAAGAGUACUUCGAAUAUGAAUGUCGCGCCUUUGAUAGAUAUUGACGAGUCGGAAGCUGGAGAAGCGGAAAGACCCGUAGAUGGAGAAGUAAUACGAGAAGAUAACGUGGAUGUAGAAGAUGAGGACGAGUGGAAGUAUAGGGAGUGGAAGGGAGUAGGAACAGAAGUUUUAUGGUUUGGCACGUUGGAUCACGCGCAGGUUUUUGAUAAGAAGACGACCAGGAGGAGAAUUAUUGAUGUUGUGAGGAAAUACUGCGAGGACGAUUAG
Messenger RNA from Botrytis deweyae, 1662 nucleotides. RefSeq lists its product as uncharacterized. The record is from RefSeq and is a predicted model, not a curated record. Lineage: Eukaryota; Fungi; Ascomycota; Leotiomycetes; Helotiales; Sclerotiniaceae. The transcript has 2 exons. The coding region runs from base 1 to 1662 and encodes 553 amino acids.